Aedes albopictus (Asian tiger mosquito) is the source of this 6995-nucleotide messenger RNA. Its product is annotated as chaoptin. Bases 2406 to 6317 code for a protein of 1303 amino acids. The record is from RefSeq and is a predicted model, not a curated record. The transcript has 7 exons. Gene Ontology annotation, molecular function: protein binding. Gene Ontology annotation, cellular component: extracellular matrix. Lineage: Eukaryota; Metazoa; Arthropoda; Insecta; Diptera; Culicidae.
CGCGCCCUCAACACAAAACCCAAACACCCAACCUACGUCAACCAGUUCCGUCGUGAAAAUCGUCUCGCUCCUCUGUCUGAGACUGCAUGAAAAUAGAAGCACACACGCAGCCACCCAAAACAAAAGCGCGACAACUCACCCGCAUCGAACUCUGACUGAGUUACCACCCACAACGGACGAGUUCCCGUCGCCCAAUCCUGCAUUGCAUCACUCGCGUGGUGUGGUGGCAUCAUAUGAUUUUCCACCCCAUUCUAGUACUUCCUCCCGAAGACGACGAGGACGACGGCUGCCGGUCGUCGGUCGAAUGCUGCAUCGUAGUCGUCGUCGACGUCGUCGGAACGUUCACUUCGGCAAAGGCUCAUUCACAUUCGGGUCAGUAGUGGGCCGACGACGACGACGUAGAAUCACAGACAGUGACUACUACUGCCCACUGACUGUGCUGCUGUGCUGGGAAAGCAACAAGGAUUUAGCACGAGCUCGGCGUGACGGGACGCACAGGGAAAUCUCGACAGUCGACACUCGGUUCGUCGGUGUUGUGAAAAAUUUACUUCAGUUCCAUUCGGGUGCCCGUUGCGGACGGUUGUCGCAGGACCGGUUCGGUUUUCACGUGUGGUAUUUUCUGAGAUUUCCCCAGCGCCAAUUAGCCGGGUGUGUUAACGCUGUUACACUCUGUACCAGGGAGGAAGGUGGUUACGGUUACAUGUAGCUAGGCCGAGGUGAAGUUUUGCGUUGUUUUGCUGACUGCGGAAUUUUGAAGGCUUGAAUGGGGUUAAGGUAAAUCAGCAAUCUCGUAGGUCAGUGAGCGAGGCCUGGUGCGUUCCGCAAAGGAAGUGGUGUUCCGUGAAAUUUUCAACUUUUGGACGAGAUUGAAUUGGAUAUCAAAGUUGACAGGAUACGCCAUCGUUGUCGUUGGGAUUUGUUGGAUGCUGUAGUGUGUUGUUGGCAGAUCGCGAAUUGCGCGUGCAUUCAAGAUUCUCUGAAGAGAUGCAUCGCAUCGUGUAGCGUCCUUGGUGAAGAAUUUCGGCAAGUGAAGUGUUUGGGAUGUGUUGUACGACGUAUAUGAAUCAAGCGCUGUGGGAGUGAAAUGCAGAAUACUCUACAUAGAUGUGUCUACCUUGCGAAGCGUCGCUCUCAUGUUGAACUAAUGAAUAAGUAAAUGAAUCUGUCGGAUGUCAGCUUUCGUGUCGUGGCAUGGAAUAUCCGUAGCUCGCUAGCACAGUCUGUGAUGUAUAGGGCUUACAUAUACGUAUAGUUGUGGCACACACUAGCGACGACUACAGACUGCGCUUCCUCCCGAUACGGAUUCGGUCUGAUCCUACUCCAUGUGGAUGGGAUGUGUGCUUGACGUAGGAUUUGUGUGGGGAAUCUCCAACCCGUGUGCGCUGCUGGCACAGUGUCGCUCGGUUGCCGGUGCGCUUGUUGUACAUGAUGAAGGGAUGAAUAAAGGAUUAGGUCGUGAAAAAUUGGAGCGGAAUCAGAAGCCGGUUCCAUGAAGCCAAUUCUGUACACUACAUAGCAGGUGAACGACGAAGUGUAUGGUGGAGACAAAUUGUUACAUUCGUUUGUACUAUUAAUUGUGCUGUCCGUGUCCUUCAGAGGACACCUACUCGGAUUCAACCUCAAAAAAGGAAACUCACUGUGUAUAUCCAUCUAACCGAGUUCCGAAGAAAACCACAGAAAUUCUAGCUCAUGUGAAACGGAAUUCGCAUCCCUUAAAGUGGAUUCCAACGAGACCUCCCAACAGGGGGCAGACAAGUGAAAAACUGGAAAUCCAUCAUACAGCCGGCGCGAAGUGUUGAGACAGGAGCCUAACAACGGAAGAAAUCUCGGCCCCCGAGUGCUUUGCAGCUGCAGUACAGAACAGAACAGCCGGCAGUCUAGCACCCGCCCGCGCCAAGGUAGAAAAGUGAGCGCAAAUUAAUUGAAAAAGUUAUAUUAAAACGUUCGAGUGAAACACAUAAUUAAUGAUCCCCGACUACCGCUACUAUUACGGUUGAGCCGCCGCGUCGAGUCGCGCCAAAAGUAGCAGCGUUUGCAGGUGGUUCAACUGAAGUGAGUGAAUCAGUGCUGAAGGCAAAAUGUUCCAACCAAGCCUACUAAUGGCUUCACGUGUUUAGGCAAGUAGUCGAAAGCACAAAUUCCGGUGAGCAAUGUGAAAUCAUUGUGAAUCGUUCAAGUGAUUUUUUCGGUGGAAAUUUAGAAGAAAAAAGCCGGAAAUCCAACUGUUUGGAGCGGUCAUAGCUGAAUCUAAAGCGGAAACCAGCAGCAGUUCAGCCGGGGCGCAACCAUCAGCAGGAGCAAACAACAAACACAAAACGAUAUGAACGCUCUGCAUCCUUGUGGAAAAGAUUCGAUUUGAGUGAGUGCCUCGGUGCGGUGUGCGACAGUGUGCCAGUGAAAAAAAAAUGAUGGAUCCCAUCGUGCGGUUGGCAGCAGGAAUCCUCUACACGGUGGUGGUGACACUGCUCGCCGUCGAACGAACACGACUCGGUGCCGACGGGUGGAAGCUGGAUAACCGGAACAUUCUCUACACCAAUCAGGAUGUUUCGUACGAGUGCCCGAUCAAUACGAUGUGCCGGUGUGCCAGCCUGCCGAACGAGACCACGCUGCUGCAGAUCAACUGUAACGAGGUUUCGCUGUACAAAUUUCCAGAAUUCCUCCACACGAUAAAGCACAUCGAUAUGUCACGCACAUUCAUCCACAACGUGGACGACGAGACGUUCCAGGGACUGCGGCUCGAAUCGCUCAAACUGGUCGACAACAAGAUCCAGGACAUUUCCGAGAAGAGUUUCAACUUCAUGCAGCACUCGCUCGUCUCGCUGGACAUCUCCGACAAUCAGCUGCAAGGAUUGCCGUUGGAUUCGUUGAAAAACGUCCAUACGUUAAGCCGAUUAGUGGCACAGAGGAACAACAUUCACCACCUGGACGGCAACUGGGGGAGCCUGGCGGAUUCGUUGCGGAGUCUGCACAUUUCCGGUAAUUCGAUUUCGGAGCUUUCGCUGUUUUUGCACGAGGACAAGCGCCCAAACCACACGGUGCCCACGUUCCAGGCGUCGUCUUCGAUAAUCACUGCAAAGCACUCACCGCUGGGGCCAUUACCGGCGGUUCCCGGACAGCAACAGCAGAAACCAUUCGCCAAGCUGAAAAAACUCGUGUGGUUGGAUAUCAGCUCCAAUCGGAUAGCCCACAUAGGGCCGAAUAUUUUUCCGAAAUCGCUGGUGACGAUUGAUUUGUCGAAAAACAUCCUGAGCGCGUUUCCUGCCGCCGUGCUGGAGCAUUUGCAUGAUUUGCGGAUCCUUUCGCUGAAGGACAAUUUGAUAUCGAAGCUGGUCGGGGUGGACAUGGCGGGGUCCCGAAUCAAGUUCGAAAAGCUGGACCUCAGCAUAAACCUGAUAGAGGAGCUGCCAUCGUGGCUGUUCAAUGGGACGGUUCGAGUGAAGGCUAUCAAUUUCGAUAAGAAUUUCAUACGCAGCAUACCGGGGGACGCAUUUCGGGACCUGGGGGUGGUGCACAUGGUGCUGGCGUUCAAUUUUAUUGAAUCGGUGGAUGAUGAAGCGUUCGCCACGUUGGAGCAGUCGUUGGAGUAUUUGGACUUGGAACGUAACCGACUACUGGCGGCCCCGAGGGCGAUUGGCAGUUUGAACAAAUUGCGGUAUCUGUACUUGACAUCGAAUGAACUGACAGGGAUCGAUCAGCUGCCAGCGACACUGAAAGUGCUCUCACUGAGUGGCAAUAAUUUCACCUCCAUUCCAGUGGAAGGAUUAGCUAAUUGUACCGAGCUGUCCUAUUUGAACAUGGGCUACAAUAAAAUAGCGGAAAUUGCGGAGAACGAUUUCGUCGGAUGGGGUGCCAAUUUGCAGACACUGCUGCUUAGGAACAAUAAAAUAACUAGUCUCAAUUACGGCAUUUUCAAUGGACUGGACACGAUAAAGGAGAUUAGCCUGAGCUUCAACGAUAUUCACUAUGUGCACCCCAAUGUGUUCGAUAAUGUGUCCAGCACAUUGAAAAUCCUGGAGCUGUCGUUCGGCAUCUACCGGGAGGAAUAUCCAAUGGAUGCACUCAGCGUGCUAACCGAGUUAAUGUGGCUGGGGCUGGACAACAACAACCUGAAGGUAAUUCCUGACGAUGCCCUUUCCACUCUGAGCCAGCUGACGUACGUGAAUUUCGCAUUCAACCGAAUUACGGUGCUCCCACGUAGGGUGUUCCAGUCAGACAUCCACAAAAACCUCGUCGAAAUUGAUUUGUCAUUCAAUCAGAUUGAAGCUCUUCACUCUGACACGUUCCAUAAUCUGGAGCUGAUUCAAAUCAUAAAUUUGUCCUCGAACAAAAUAAAAAGCAUGGAGAAAAACUGUUUUCACGAAUUGCCCUACCUGACGUACGUGGACCUGUCAUUCAACGGGAUGCAGAACGUGAGCGAGGCUGCGUUUAGAUCCCUACCGGCGUUGCUCAGCGUGGACCUGAUGUACAACGAGAUGAGUACGUUCUCGCUGAAAAUGUUCAAGCACGUUUCGAACGCCACCACCCCCAUGAGGCUGAAUAUUAGCAACAAUGCGAUCGAUAAUUUCGAUGGCGACGUCAACUCUCUGCUCUACGUCUACUCACUGGACGCCAGCCACAAUCAGCUUCAGGAGCCACUCGUCUUCCGCGCGCUAGCCUACUCUCUCCGUAUCCUCUACCUGAACUGGAACAAUUUUACCACGCUCCAAAAUCAUGCCUUCGGUGAUUUACAGAUACUGGAAAUCCUCAACCUAGCUCACAACAAUAUAUCAUCAUUAAGACGACGCAGCUUCGCCGGCCUGGUGAACCUGCAGGAAUUCGAUUUGAGCCAUAACAAGAUAGAAGUGCUCCAAAUUGAGCAAUUUUCCCCGCUCAAAAAACUCCGUCUGCUGAAACUGAAUAACAAUCGCCUAAGGGCAGUUCCGCGCGAUGCAUUCCUGAACACGCGAAUCGAAUUUUUGGAUUUGUCUAACAAUCUGUUCGCUGCCUGGCAGGCAACUGCAUUCGCCGACAUCGGAUUCACACUUCGCUCCAUCCAGUUUAGCAACAAUUUGUUGGAGUUUCUCGACGAGUACAUGUUCACCAGCACGCAAUAUUUGCUCGAGCUUAACCUCUCGUAUAAUCAAAUCAAACUCAUCCCAGACAACUCUUUUGCUAAUUUGAAUAAUCUGACAAUCCUGGACCUCAGCUGGAACCCAUUUAUCAACAUCAAUUUCAAGGAAAUCUUUCUCAACGUGCCACGCCUCCACGAAUUGCACCUCCAACACACUGGCCUAUACCGAUUGCCUUCCCUCAUACUCCCCCAACUGGUCACCCUGGACAUCAGUCACAACCACAUCCAAGAAAUUGAAUCCCUCGAGGAGCUCUACUACCUACGGGAAUUCUACGCCAAGGACAAUAAAAUCAACAACAUCACCAACCUACUCCGAAACCUCCCAACCUCCAUCCGAGUCCUGGAAAUCUCCCGGAACCCCAUCCGAAAAAUAUCCUUCCACGACUUCUCUCAAAACCGCCGCCUGGAAGAACUCCUAAUCGAAGACAUCAAAAUCACCAAUCCGGACAUCUUCAUUAAACUACACAACCUCAAAAAGCUUCGCAUCAACUCACAGCACAACUUCUCCGAGCUCAUCUCCAAACUGCGUGGCCUCCAGGAGCUCUACGUGACCGUCUACGAGGACCACAUCGAUGACAAUCUUUUCACCGCCAAAAUGCACACCAUCACCAAGCUGAACCUCCUGGAAAUCACCGGCCGGCGGCUCGUUCAAAUCCACCACCGGGCCUUCGUUGGCCUAGCGCGCAAUCACGACCUCAAGCUGCGGAUACGAAACACCCUGGUGAACGACCUGCCACCGGGUAUAUUCUACGCCCUCAAGUACAUCCCCCGGCUGAGCAUCGACCUGUCGGAUAACCUGCUGGCGGCGCUGGCGCCCGACAGUUUCUAUCCGAACGCGAGCUCAUGGGAUGCCGUGGGGACCCGGAGUGUCAUCGGGGGCCUAGACAUCAGCAACAACCCGAUGCAGUGCGACUGCGGGCUGGUGUGGUUGGGCCAUUGGCUGAGGCGGUGGCUCCGGGAGACGACCCAGGUCAACCCGAUCCAGAAGGACGAGAUGCGGAAGAUGAUUCGGCGGGCGAAGCGAAGUACCUGCACGGAUCCGCUGACUGGCCGGCGGUUACCCUUCCUGGAGAUGUUCCCGGAGGACCUGCUGUGCCACGCGAGCGCCCUCAGCAGUUUGGCGCUGAAGCUGCGCUUCCGGUUUAUGAUCAUCUGCCUGAACGUGCUGCUAAUAGUCGUACAUAAAUCUAGGAUUCUGAUAUUUUAAUGCUCCGGUUCCGCCACAAACCACCACCCACCAUGAGAGAGUAUCCUGCGCCGCCGUGGGUUUGUUUGGGUAGGGGUAUGAGGGUGUGAGCGAUUGUCCAACUUUCGUGUAAAAGUUUUUCAUGCUCCAUGGCAGCCAACAAUUCCUUACCCUAGCGGAGCCGAGAAGAGGUGGUCAGCCAAGUGAUGCGGAUUAAGAACACUCACACAAUUUACCGUCGGAAUGUGGAUGGAGGAUGAAGGUAAGCCAGGCAGAAGGGCGUGAAUGAGGGAAUGAAGCUACACUGUAUAGACGAUAAGCCGAGUAAGUGGAAAACAUUUUUUUCUGAUUGCUGCAGCCAGUAUUGAGGGUAAAUUCGUUGUACAUACUAGGGAAAUAUUUUUUUAAUCGAGUAAAAGGUCCAAAUUAGUGUUACAGGAGCUCCCUUUCCUAGGAGUUGUUGAACAGAAGAAAAAUAAAGAACAUUAAAACGUCGAUUGAACGAGAUUUCAGAAAGCGUGUACCAAAGCCAACCUUUGUAUAAGUGAGUAAGUUCGCGAUUAGUUUCCCUAAGAAGAGAGACCGAUAAGUUAGGAGAAGCUCUUAAAAUGUGAUAAACGGAAGAUUUGCUAUAUAUAAAUCCAAACUUAUAAAACCGAAAUGAAAAUAAACAAUCAAUAAAAUUGUAUUCAACGGCGA